AUGGCAUCGGCAUCACGAACUUCAAAAGAAUUAUUAAGAUUACAAAAAGAAUUAAAAGAUAUCGAAAAAGAAAAUGUAGAUGAAAUUGAUGCACAUAUGAAAGAUACCAAUAUAUUUGAAUGGGUUGGAUUUAUAAAAGGACCAUCGGGAACACCUUAUGAGGGUGGUCAUUUUAUUUUAGAUAUAACUAUACCAAAUGACUAUCCUUACAAUCCUCCAAAAAUAAAAUUCAAUACCAAAAUAUGGCAUCCAAAUAUCUCCAGUCAAACAGGAGCUAUAUGUUUAGACGUUUUAAAAAAUGAAUGGAGUCCAGCAUUAACAAUUAGAACUGCACUUUUAUCAAUUCAAGCACUUUUAUCUGACCCACAGCCAGAUGACCCUCAGGAUGCUGAAGUAGCAAAAAUGUACAAGGAAAAUUAUUCCCUUUAUUUAAAAACAGCAAGUGUAUGGACCAAAACUUUUGCAACAGUACCUAAAUUAGAGCCAAGAGAAGAUAUAAUUAAGAAAAUUACUGAAAUGGGUUUCUCAGAAGAUCAAGCUAAGAAAGCAUUAAUAAAAGCUAACUGGAAUGAAACUUUGGCCUUAAAUACGCUCCUAGAAAAUUCUUAA
Molecule: messenger RNA, 609 nt
Organism: Plasmodium adleri (nom. inval.)
Lineage: Eukaryota; Apicomplexa; Aconoidasida; Haemosporida; Plasmodiidae
Product: ubiquitin-conjugating enzyme, putative
Exons: 7
Coding region: 1-609 (202 amino acids)
Molecular function (GO): protein binding
Source: RefSeq, a predicted model, not a curated record